Chiroxiphia lanceolata (lance-tailed manakin) is the source of this 2702-nucleotide messenger RNA. It is a transcript of the gene FBXO22, whose product is annotated as F-box protein 22. Gene Ontology annotation, biological process: protein polyubiquitination; positive regulation of proteasomal ubiquitin-dependent protein catabolic process; regulation of skeletal muscle fiber development. Lineage: Eukaryota; Metazoa; Chordata; Aves; Passeriformes; Pipridae. The record is from RefSeq and is a predicted model, not a curated record. The transcript has 7 exons. Gene Ontology annotation, molecular function: protein binding. The coding region runs from base 40 to 1215 and encodes 391 amino acids.
CUGUGGCGCGGGGCGGCGGGGCCGGGAGGCGGCGGGGCCAUGGAGGCCAAGGGCGGCUACGUGCUCGCCAACCUGGCCGAGGUGGUGGAGCGCGUCCUCGGCUUCCUGCCCACCAAGGCGCUGCUGCGCGCCGCCUGUGUGUGCCGGCUGUGGAGGGAGUGCGCCCGGCGGACGCUGCGGGCGCGGCAGCGCAUCGCCUGGGUGUCGGCGCUGGAGCCGGGCCCCGCUGACAGCCACGCGCUGGUGCGGGCGCUGGGCCGCGAGCUCGAGAAGGUGCACGUGCUGCCCCAGACCGUGCUCUACAUCGCCGAUGCCGAGACCUUCAGCGGGCACGAGGAGUGUCACGAGCAGAAGAAAGCCAGGAAAAGAAACAGUAAAGAAACAGCACUUGCACUUGAAAAGUUGUUGCCAAAGCGAUGUCAGGUUCUUGGACUGGUCACCCCAGGGAUUGUAGUUACCCCCAUGGGUUCAAGCAGCAAUCAGCCUCAAGAAAUUGAAGAGGGCGAAGCUGGGUUUGCUCUGUUGUUUCCCAAAAUGGAUGGGGUGAAAAUUCACACCUUCCAUUUUUCUAAAGAUGUGAAGAACAGGGUCUUUGAUGAAAAUAAAUUUGCUGAAGCAGGUCUGAAGAAUAACCCAGAUCUCCGUGUUGUUCUUCUGUUUGGCUACAACUCCUGGAAGUCUGGAGCUACUCGAUUUCUUCAUCAAAUAGUCAAUCCAUUGAAUGAGAAAAGUAUCAUCCUGGCUGGGGGACAAGUGGAGAGCUUCACAUCACUGACCUCUGAGAAUGCCCAGGCCCAGCCCGGGGACGCCUGCGGGGUGGUGGGGCUGGCCUUCAGCGGGCCCCAGGUCCAGAGUGCCACCGUGCUGCUGGACCAGGACGUGGCCGACGAGAGGACGGCGGAAGCGGCCGUGCAGCGCCUCAAAGCCGCCAACAUCCCCGAGCACAACACCCUGGGCUUCAUGUUCGCCUGCGUGGGCAGGGGGUACCGGCACUACAAAACCAAGAGGAACAUGGAAGCAGAUGCGUUCAGGAAGUUUUUUCCAAACGUACCCCUCUUUGGCUUUUUUGGACACGGGGAGAUAGGAUGUGACCGAAUAGUCACUGGGAAUUUCGUAUUAAGAGAAUGUAAUGACAUUAAGGAUGACCUGCUUCACGGUUACACCACCGUUAUGACUCUUAUUCAUUUUGGUUCAACUAAAGCAAGCCAAGCAUAAAUAAGGUUUAAUGCUGCAGUGAGCUGUUUGUUUCAUUCCAGAGAGCUGAGAAGUCUGGAAGAGUGGACAUCUUGCAGUCAGAACCCCCUUCCAAAACGUAAACAUCAUUUUGGUAACGUUAUCAAGUCUUGUAGUUGCAAUAGAGUUUAAUAUACUAUCUGCAGGAAAGCCUUGCAUUUUGUGUAAUCCCCUGUACACAUCAGAAUUGCAGGAAAUUAUAUUUAAUGGAAUUCUGCAAUUGAAGAAAGCCUCUUUCUUCCAAAAAGAGAAUGGUUUGCACAAAUCAUAGAAUAUGCUGACUUGGAAGGGAUCCACUGAAUCAUUGAGUCCAGUUCCUGGCCCUGUACAGGACAUCCCCAGGAAUCCCGUGAUGUGCCUGAGAGUGUUCUGAAACUCAGACAGGCUUGGUCCUGUGACCACUUCCCUGGGGAGCCUGAUCCAGUGCUCAACCACUCCGGGUGAAAAACUUUUCCCUGAUAUCCAGCCUAAACCUCCUGACUCAGCUUCAUGCUGUUUCCUUGAGUCCUGUCACUGUCACAAGAGUGAAGAGAUCAGUACCUGCCCCUCGGGAGGAUGUUGAAGAUCCUAAUGAUGUCUCCUCUCCGUCUCCUGUUCUCCAGCUGAACACACAAAGUGCCCUCAGUGUCCUCACACGGCUUCCCCUCAAGGCCCUUCAUCUUCAUUGCUCUCCUUUGGACACUCUCUAAUGGCUCAAUCUCUCCCUUACGCUGUGUCCCCCCAACUGCCCCAGUAUUGAGCUGAGGCCGCCCCAGGGCAGAGCAGAGUGGGACAAUCCCCUCCCUGAUGCCCCCAGGACAAGGAUGUCCCUCCUGGCUGCCAGGGCACUGCUGACUCAUGGCCAGGUGGCCACCGACCAGGACCCCCAGGGCCCUUCCCACAGCUGCUCUCCAGCCUCUCAUUCCCCAGUCCAUACACACAGCCAGGGCUGCCCCAUCCCAGGGGCAGAAUCCUUGUUAAACUUGUCAUGGUUGAUGAUGGCCCAUCUCUGAUUUGUGGAGGUCUCUGCAGGGCCUCUCUGCCCUUCAGGGAGUUGAAGCUCCUCCCAGUUUCAUGUUGUCAGCAAAGCCAAAUACCAACAUGUAGAAAGAAAUGGGACUUGGACGUGCUCUAUUUAUGUAUGUAAAGCAGUCCAUGGAAAAAUCCAUUUCCUGGAUUUUAGUUUUAGAGAGAUGCACAACCUUCCCAGAGCCCUAUUUACAAAACUGAAUGGUUUCACUAGAUAAAAUGAAUGAAAAUCUUAAAAGUAACAAACUGCUCGUUAAAUAAAGAUGAAAGUGUGUCAAAGUACUUUGCCUUCUAUUAGAGAAAAGGCUCUGAUUUAAAGAGAUGUUGUCCAGCUACAAGUUCAGCUUGGUUCACCACCUUGAACUGAAUUUCAGUUGUCUUAACUGUCUGGUUUAGAACGUAGUGGUUGUUUUUUUCUUUUGGAUCUUCCUGUAGCUUGAUUACAAACUUAAAUCCAGAGU